Messenger RNA from Triticum dicoccoides, 1648 nucleotides. RefSeq lists its product as uncharacterized. The record is from RefSeq and is a predicted model, not a curated record. Bases 126 to 1499 code for a protein of 457 amino acids. NCBI's taxonomy places the organism in Eukaryota, Viridiplantae, Streptophyta, Magnoliopsida, Poales, Poaceae. The transcript has a single exon. Gene Ontology annotation, molecular function: DNA binding. Gene Ontology annotation, biological process: regulation of DNA-templated transcription.
AGAGCACCUUCGCGUCCCACAACACCUUCCUGAUCCCGCAGACAAACCACUCCAAAAUCCCAAUCGCCCGCCCGCCCUCGAUCGACAUCAAACCCUAGCAGCAGAUCGGGCAGCCGCCGGUCGGGAUGGAGGGGCUCGACGUCGACGAAGUCUUCCACCACUACCGGCUGAGCCCUACGGAAGUGGAGGCCGUCACCUACUACCUGCCACGCCUCCUCUCCGGCGAGACGCUGCAGGCCGUCGACAAGCUCAUCCACCGCGUCGAAAUCUCCGGCUGCGAGCCCAAGGAUCUGGCCGCCCGAUACGCGCCCGUGCCGCAGGCCGUGAGCAGCGGCGACCGGUUCUUCUUCACCACGUGCAAGAGCAAGAACGGGAGCAAGCUCCAGAGCGUGCGCGGCGCCGGCGCCGGCACCUGGAGCAUCCAGAAGACCACGGAGAUUAGCCACGCGGGAGUCAAGGUCGGCGAGGUCAGGAACCUGUCCUUCAAGAAGAAGGGCAAGUCGACAGGCUGGGUCAUGGAGGAAUACCAGUGCCUGCUGCCGGAGGCCACCGUCUCCGACGGGGUGAAGGUGUUCUGCAAGAUGCACUUGGCUCAGCAUGCCCCUGACGCGGCCCGCCAGGAAUCGGCCGCGUACAAGCUUCAGCAACAGCAACCAGAGGCCGCGACCCCGAGCACGCACGCGCAGAAGAGGCCAGCGACCGCUGCCGCCGCCGAUCCUCAUCCGCCGCGCCCCAAGAAGAGGACGUGCGUUGCCGUCCCCGUCCCGGUCCCGGCAUCUGCCACACCGUCGUUCUUGAUGUAUGAUGAGGCAGCCAGAGCAAUGCAUGGCCCGCUGCCUCACACCAACUUCCCUGUUCAGUAUGCACAAGCAUCAUGCGAGUCCACUACAACAUCCAGCCGCUCCGACGUUGCUCAAGCUCCUGAGAUUUCCUCCCAGUCACAUGUGAUGGAGUGCACCCAAUCACAAGAGGCUGGCUCGAGCAUUGCAAGGAGCACAUCUGAAGAGGAUGUCUUUGAGCCAUUGGGGCCUAUUUCCGAUUUGCCGGAUUGUGGGGAAGAUGGUUUUGAUCUUGAAGAACUUAUGAGAAUGAUGGAAGACGACCCAAUUGAAGUUGAGCCGGUCACUGAAGCCAACACUGGCGUGGAGAUGGGCCAACAGGAACCUCUGUACCUGGAUGCCUUGGACCAAGGCGUGCUGGAGGGCAUGCUGCAGUCUGAUGACCCUUACCCAAUGUGGAGAUCAGAGGAUCAGGCCAUGCACAACCCUGCCUUCCAUGAUGCUGACAAGGAGAAGAGGUACAAUGCCGCGUCGGAUCUUGACGCUCCAUGGCUUCAGGGACAGGACCACUUGUUCAAACCGCGGCCGUGCUCCUUCGAUCCAUUUGAAGCAGCGUGGAAGGCCGAAGAGGCGCUCGAGAAGGAGAAGAGGUGCAAUGCCGCGGCCAAUCUUCACGCUGGAGGGCACAACAACUUCUUCUCGCCUGCAAGUGUCUAUUAAAUCCGAUGUUGAAGCUCUUUUCAAAGUGUAUGCGAGGAUACUCACUGGCUGAUGUAUUAGUUCGUCCAUGUACGAUCGCCACGGAUGUACCUCUGAGCAAUUUGCUCCACUUGUUCAUGCAAGCUACUAUAAAACUGUUGUUGUUGUUC